This is a messenger RNA of Sorex araneus (European shrew), 966 nucleotides long. RefSeq names its product stathmin 3 (gene STMN3). Gene Ontology annotation, cellular component: neuron projection; cytoplasm. The record is from RefSeq and is a predicted model, not a curated record. Bases 139 to 681 code for a protein of 180 amino acids. Gene Ontology annotation, biological process: microtubule depolymerization; regulation of microtubule polymerization or depolymerization; neuron projection development. The transcript has 5 exons. Gene Ontology annotation, molecular function: tubulin binding. NCBI's taxonomy places the organism in Eukaryota, Metazoa, Chordata, Mammalia, Eulipotyphla, Soricidae.
UCCCCUCCCCCAGCCUCUCCCUCCUCCCCGCCCCUCUGCCUGCGCAGCCUCCCUGCCUCCCUCUCCUCCCUGCUCUGCCGCAUUCUCCACUGCAGCUGCAGCCGCGCGCUCCCGGCCUGCCCAGCCCUCGCCAGCACCAUGGCCAGCGCCAUGUCCGCCUACAAGGAGAAGAUGAAGGAGCUGUCGGUGCUGUCACUCAUCUGCUCCUGCCUGUACUCGCAGCCGCACCCCCGGACCAGCUACCAGUAUGGGGACAUGGAGGUAAAGCAGCUGGACAAGAGGGCCUCUGGCCAGAGCUUCGAGGUCAUUCUCAAGUCCCCUUCUGACCUGUCCCCUGAGAGCCCUGUGCUCUCCUCGCCCCCCAAGAGAAAGGACCCCUCCCUGGAGGAGCUGCAGAAGCGGCUGGAUGCGGCCGAGGAGCGGAGGAAGACGCAGGAGGCCCAGGUGCUGAAGCAGCUGGCGGAGCGGCGCGAGCACGAGCGCGAGGUGCUGCAUAAGGCGCUGGAGGACAACAACAACUUCAGCCGCCUGGCCGAGGAGAAGCUCAACUACAAGAUGGAGCUCAGCAAGGAGAUCCGCGAGGCGCACCUGGCGGCGCUGCGCGAGCGGCUGCGCGAGAAGGAGCUGCAUGCGGCCGAGGUGCGCAGGAACAAGGAACAGCGGGAGGAGAUGUCGGGCUAAGGACCCUCGGCACCUGGAUCCCGAGAAGACACACAGCACAUUCGGGUGUUCUGUUUUGUUUGACUUUGUCUAGAUGCAAUUCUGCCCCCUCUCCCCACUCCCAUCCCGCACCCCCAGCUUCCCGCUUUCCGCACGCAGAACUGUCUGGUCCUUGUGGCUGAUCAUAGGCUGAGGAGCCGCGGGUGCUGCCAUGGUCCCUCCUUCCCAGUACUGGCUGGGUCCCCCUCGGCAGCCCUGUUCAUAGAUGUGGUGGCACCUCAAUAAACCUAGCAGUGGUGGAGCAGA